GUUUUCGUCCUGAACCGGAAUUCGCGGAUCUUUGAAACGAUGGCCGAACCAAGUCAGACGGCAAAGAAACCCUCGCUAACCGAGCAGGAGCGGGAUCUGGAGUUGCAGGCGUUCAUCGAGUUCCAGAAAGCCGACUACCAGGCAUGCCUGAAGUCGUUGCAAAAACUGCUCAAAACGCAGGAGGCCAACCCGAAGGUGCUGCACAACCGGUCGGUGGUGGAGUUCUACAACAGCGAUCUGCGGCGCUACGAUCAGUUCCGCACGGCCAUGAUCCAGCACACGGGGCUGCUGGGCGAGAUCCGGACGGUGGAGAUCAAAGAUUGUGAGUCGUGUGCAGCGUACGUGAACCAGGCGAUCGUACUGUACCACUUCAAGCAACCGCUGGCAGCCCUGAAGAUCAUGCUCGCAGUAAUGGCACACUUUGAUCAGCUGGAUGAUUAUCUGCUGCGGAAGGCAGGCAUAUUUACUGUGCACUUGCUGCUGGACACGAACCAGCCGAAAAAGGCCAAUCGAUUGCUGGGAAUGUUACAGAACCGUCUCGGAAUUCAGGUGUACGCCAUUCUGAGCGAUUCGGACGAGGAUGAACCACUGAUCGAUAACGAAAGCCGGAAAGAUAUCUCCGAGCUGCAGUUCGAGGAGUUCCGCAAAGAGUUCCGGCUUAUUCUGAUCCGUUCGAAUCUGCUCAACGGCAAGAAGAACAUGUCGAUCCCGCUCGAGGACACCUCGGAGUACUCGAUACUGAAAGGGCACCAGUAUUUUCUCGGAAACGAUUACCAGAUGGCGGCGAAAGAACUCUCGAAACAGUUCACCAACGAUCCCGUUUGCGUACAGCGGCACGGUGAAGAUCAGAAUACGGUUCUGGCGAACGAUAUGGGUGUGAUUCACUUCUCGGUGAAACACUACGCCCUGGCAGCUCGGUUCUUUCAGCAGGCACUGCUCUUCGAUCAGGCAGCCACGGAAGAUACCUCGACGGAGAAAGUGGAAGGUUCGCCACUCUACUGCGUGGGGGCAACGAAACGACCGGAAAUACUGUACAACCACGGGCUGGCACUGCUGCACCUGCAACGGCCUAAAGAGGCUUUCGAGUGUCUGCUGAUCGUGCUCAACUCGUACCACAACAAUCCACGUCUCUGGCUGCGACUGGCCGAAUGCUGCAUCAUGGUGCAUCGUCAGGAGCGCCAGCAACAGGGGAAAAACAUUUCUCAAGGCGCCGUUGGAAGCGGUGUCCAUCGGAAGUAUAUCCUGAAUCCAGCACCGAAAACCCCAGUCGUCGAUGGUGACCAAUCGCUCGCCAUUCCUGCGACAACGCUCGAGUUCGGUGCGCUUUGUCUACGGAAUGCGGUCACUUUGUUGGAGCUCCACGAACCGGAGCUGGUGCGUCAAACGGAGAACUGCGAUCGAACGGUAACGUGGGAUAAGGUGUACGAAGGAGUACCCUGCAACCCUUCGUUACCGAUGAAACUGGCAUCGUUUAACAAACUGAAAUGUGCAGUACUGGCCGCGUACAGUUUCGUGCUCAAUACGCUGGGCGAGUACAGCUUGGGGUUGAAGUACGCUAAGCAACUGCUCACCGUAAAAGAUCUUCCACAGUCCUAUCUACUGCUUUCGCAUAUGUACUCCGCCGAAGCGCUCGUGAUGAUGAAUCGUCCACUGGAAGCCCUAAGCUAUCUGGAGCCCAAGUUUAUCAGUGAGCUGACGGGCGAUGAUUUCGGAAUGCGCGCUUCACCGCACUGGAACAUCAAUGCAACGGAUGCAGCGCAGGCCGGGUCACGCGGGUCACCACACUGGAACAUUAACUCGGCCGAUGCCGCCCAAACCGUGAUGCACUACAACCGGGCCGUGGUGCUGAUGUUGAAGGGCGAAUAUGAGCAGGCAAAGGUGUCGAUGAAUGCGUGCAAUCACCCGCUAGUAGUACCGCAUCUGAAGAUGCUGAACGUGUACCAGGAGCUGCUGCUGGGAAAUUAUGACAAGGUGCAGCUAUUGAUCCGAUACGAUACGCCGCAUUUAAUUUAGUUUGAGCAAUAAAAUUGUUCAGUGUAAAAAGUC
Messenger RNA from Anopheles aquasalis, 2046 nucleotides. It is a transcript of the gene Not10, whose product is annotated as CCR4-NOT transcription complex subunit 10. The record is from RefSeq and is a predicted model, not a curated record. Gene Ontology annotation, molecular function: protein binding. Gene Ontology annotation, cellular component: CCR4-NOT complex. Lineage: Eukaryota; Metazoa; Arthropoda; Insecta; Diptera; Culicidae. Gene Ontology annotation, biological process: mRNA catabolic process; negative regulation of translation.